Messenger RNA from Camelina sativa (false flax), 615 nucleotides. RefSeq lists its product as uncharacterized. Lineage: Eukaryota; Viridiplantae; Streptophyta; Magnoliopsida; Brassicales; Brassicaceae. The record is from RefSeq and is a predicted model, not a curated record.
AUCUAAGCAUUCUCUAAGAAAACAAAGUCAAACCCAAAAUCUCAUAAAGAAUAAUGGGAGAAACAGAAGAGAAAGUGAAGAACCAUGGUGAUAAUAAAGAAGAGGAACACAACAAAGUUGAGAAAACAGAGAAGAAGGAGAAGAAGGAUAAAGAUAAGAAGGAUAAGCACGAGGACGAUAAAAAUGGCGGAGGAGAAGAAGGAGAAGACCAAGAGAAGAAGAGCAAGAAGAAAGAUAAGAAGGCGAAGAAAGAGAAGAACCCUGAAGAUAAGAAAGAUCCUCAGAAGUUGAAGACGAAGCUUCAGAAGAUUGAAGACAAGAUUCAAGCUAUGGUCUUAAAGAAAGAUGAGAUUCUGAAGCUUAUUCAUGAGGCUGAACAAGCUAAGCCUAGUACUGCUGCUGUAGAUGCACCACCACCAACUAACUAAACUGAUUCCAAACACAAAAUAUACAAUAAGUUAAUUAAUAACAAAUUCUGAUGAAUGUCAAUAUCAGAAUACCUUGGCGUGCUAUAUAGGUUUUAAUUUUGUUUUGUUUGAUACCAAUGAGAGUUUAAUUUGCUUGUUAAAUAUGUGUUGUAAAUUGUACAACAACUAUAUGUUUCGAAUAUAAGAC